Molecule: messenger RNA, 1892 nt
Organism: Lycium ferocissimum
Lineage: Eukaryota; Viridiplantae; Streptophyta; Magnoliopsida; Solanales; Solanaceae
Product: transcription factor bHLH87
Exons: 3
Coding region: 342-1562 (406 amino acids)
Biological process (GO): regulation of DNA-templated transcription
Molecular function (GO): DNA-binding transcription factor activity; protein dimerization activity
Source: RefSeq, a predicted model, not a curated record
AUUAAAUAUAUAUAUACUUCUCCUCCUUUUUCUUCCUUUCCAUAUAUAUAUAAUUAGCUAAUGUCUUCCAAACAACAUAUUGCAAAAGCGGUCAAGAAUUAUAGCCUAAGCUAAAACAAACUCUUCUUUCACAACAGCUUGCAGUUUUCUGUUAUACGAUAUUUAUAUGGAUCAAGAAUAUGGUUGUUAGAGCCACUUCUGCGUUUCACCAAAAGCUGUGAUUCUAUAUACAGACACCCUUCAAGAUUUCAUUCUGUCACAUAAGGCCAACAUUUUCUUGCAGGCUGCAGCUAACUUAACUGUAUAAAAGAGUGGUUCUUGCUAUUGCAAAAGUACUAUCAAUGGAGAAUUUGGAUUGGGAUGAAACUCCAGUUAAUUUUGGAGCUUCAUUUGAUCCGAUACACAUAAUUUCUAAUUGGAACAUGCCACAACGCCAAGAAGCUGCUCUUAGAUUGGCUACUGAUUCUAUGGCUGCUAAAUCUGGAGCAGAUCUAACCAGGGAUUGUACUGAAAUGGGCUUUUCUUCUUCUCCAAUGCUAAAUAUGCCUAAUUACAUUAGUGAUAAUAAUCCAAUGGGCCUAAUGUCCGAUUUUGGUGUUCAAAUGUUUAAGCCAACAACUGGACUACUUUCAAACAGUAGAUCUCUAGAAUCCAUUGAUUGCUUACUAUCCGCAACCACCACCAACAACACGGACACGUCAAUCGAGGACGAUGGCAUGUCCAUAAUUUUUGCUGAUUCAAAUAGCUUGUGGAAUUCGGGAGAGUCUACAAGCAUUAAUGCUCCUAAGCUGUCGCCAGGUUAUCAACAGAUUUUGACCUGUCUGCCUGAUCAUAAGUUACCGGAGGAAGAAAAACAAAGAAACCGAAAACAUUACGAGCCCAUCAAUGCUAAUGAGCUUGAUGAGGCGGUCUCACAAUCAUCUCCUGAUCAUAACAAGAGAAGCCACGAUCAAGCUCUGGGAAAUUCACCAAGCGAGUUCAAUCUGUUUCAGUCAGAUAAUUCGUUAAACGGAGAUUGUGGUAAUUUUCAGCUCAUUUCGGAAAAGCAAUCCAAGUGCAAGAAGCCCAGGUUAACGGAGAAUAUUAAUCAGCGUCCAAGUUCAUCAAACAUCAAUUUUCAACAAGCUAGCUCAUCGGCAUCCUCAAUAGAUCAAGAGCCCGAUCCAGAGGCAAUCGCGCAGAUGAAGGAAAUGAUAUACCGGGCUGCAGCAUUCAGGCCCGUGAAUUUCGGGACUGAAGUACUCGAAAAGCCCAAGAGGAAGAACGUAAGAAUAUCAACGGAUCCACAGACAGUCGCGGCGAGGCAAAGGAGAGAAAGAAUAAGCGAAAGAAUUAGGGUUUUGCAAAGGCUAGUUCCAGGAGGAAGCAAAAUGGACACAGCAUCAAUGCUUGAUGAAGCAGCAAAUUAUUUGAAAUUUUUAAGGUCACAAGUUAAAGCAUUGGAAGCCAUAGGCCAAAAACAAGAUCCUUUUUCUUCAAUACCAUUUAAUUAUCCAAUUCCCAUGCAAUUACCACAUUUUCCACUACAAAACCCUAAUCCAAUUCAUCGACCAAAGAGUUGACGUGCUUUUUUUGUUGAAAAGAAAUCCAAGAGGAAAGGGACAAUAAAUUUGUUGUGUAAAGACAUUUUUAGUUUCUUUCUUAUUCUUUUUUUGUUUUUGUUGUUAUUAUUCUGCAGACGGAGGUUCAUUUUUUUCUUCCUCCCCUCAGUUUUCAAUUAGAUGGGACUAAGAAUAAUUUCUAGUACGUAUGUAGGAAUUGAUAAUUGUAUUUGUUUCUUUGCAUGGAACAAAUAAGGCUUGUUCAGUUAGUAGGAUAAUUUCCCAUGUCUAAUUAAGUUUUCAAAAGUGUAAUAGUUUAAGUUAUAUAUCAAGUAAUAAAUUUUAACACCA